Molecule: messenger RNA, 570 nt
Organism: Puccinia triticina
Lineage: Eukaryota; Fungi; Basidiomycota; Pucciniomycetes; Pucciniales; Pucciniaceae
Exons: 3
Coding region: 1-570 (189 amino acids)
Source: RefSeq, a predicted model, not a curated record
AUGCUGACCUCAAGCCACAACCAUACACCACCAAAGGUCUCGCCACGGGCGUCCUCCGAAACCGUUGCCCGACCAACCAAUAAUAAUCCACGCGUCCCCGAACACACUUGGAACGCACUCAAGCUGUCGAUCCCCAUGCCAAACUUUCUGAUUGAUCCCCAGGACGGCCAAUUCACGCCGUACUUCGAGCGCUCUCCAGUCUCGACGCCGGACCAGGAGUGCGACGAGCCGCACUACUUUGACCACCCCUACACCUCGUACGACUCGUCGCCGGACUCGGUCCUGAGCCCAUUGCGCUCCCGGGCCACCUCAAUAGCCCUGAAGAAGCUCAUGGAGACCCAGAUGCAGAUGCUGCUUGACAUCAGCGCGGCUUGGAAGAAGAAGUACCCUGUGGACGCAUUGGACGAGGCGCCCCGGAGCACGGCCCACGACGAGGACGAAGCAGCAGCGCCCUGCAUAAGUAGCAGCAGCAGCAGCAGCAAAGCUUGCGAGGUCCCGCCGGUGCCGACCAGUGCCACCCAGCCCGUGUCCUUUCUCCCCGCCAACCCUAUCUUCAUGAAAUCCAAUUGA